Diorhabda sublineata is the source of this 5466-nucleotide messenger RNA. RefSeq names its product nucleolar complex protein 4 homolog A. Gene Ontology annotation, biological process: ribosome biogenesis. Bases 353 to 1849 code for a protein of 498 amino acids. The transcript is spliced from 6 exons. NCBI's taxonomy places the organism in Eukaryota, Metazoa, Arthropoda, Insecta, Coleoptera, Chrysomelidae. Gene Ontology annotation, cellular component: Noc4p-Nop14p complex; small-subunit processome; nucleolus. The record is from RefSeq and is a predicted model, not a curated record.
UGAAGUGAUAAUCAGCAGAAAUGGUCGGAACACGAGAAACAAUGUUAACAUUCCUAGUGCAAUUCAAGACUAAUAAACUGACAUGAUCUACAGAGGUUGCAAACUCCAAGAUUUUCCACUAAAUUUAAACUUACCGCCUGACCACCGGUAACAUUUAAACUAAAGUUUGUCGGUGAACGUGAAAAAGUUGAUACCUGUGGUUCAAACUUACCCUCAAACUUCACUUAGCACAAUAGCGUGAACAAAGUUACCGUAUUAAAUUGUUUAUUUUUCAACGAUAAUCUAAUUCUAUGGAAUUUAUUAAAAUUUAGUAUUCAAUCUCAAAAUAAAAAACUCCUAUUUUUUUUACGCUAUGUCUCAGAUAGAGAAACCAAUUAAAAUAUCUAAGCAAUUAAGAUUACGUGUCCAGGAAUUCCUUAUGUGCAGGAAUGAACCUGAUAAAUUACAAGAAAUUGUUCACUAUUUUGAUAAUGGGGCGGAUCAACUUUCAUGUUUGCUAUCAUUAGAGUUGAUAUUUACAAAUAUGCUUAAAGAUAGGGAUAUGUUUAUAGAGAUAAUUCCGCUUAAACCGGUAGAAAAUACGCCCGAAAAUCAAUAUAAACAGUGGUUGAAAUUUAUGUAUGGAGAAAUAUAUGCGAAAAUUUUGAGCACAAUGGAAAAUGGCUCUCAUAAAUUACAGACACAAGGUUUAUCAACUGCUAUGAAUUUACUUUCAUAUGAAGGCAAAUACCCUUUAGAAACCAAAGAAUUUCUCGACAAUUACGUACCACUUAGCAAACUGAAAUCCAUUCUUAUGAAGUUACUUUCAAAUAAGCAAAAUAAUCACCAUUUGAUUAAUAAAUACACCGAAUAUUUGUUGUUUGAUGACAUAUUAUUCUUCACAUGGAAAAUUUUACCUUCUCUAACUGCAAAGUCCAAUCCAAAUGAAAUAUAUAUUUUAAAUUAUUUAUCAUUACUUGAAAAAUUACAAGUGCAUCAAAAUGUUGAAACAAAAAUUCUUUGCGGAGAAGAAAAUGCAAAUUUUUUCACAUUUGAUGAAACAGUAACAGUGAAAUGUUUAAAUAAAAUAUGGCAUUGUGUUAUGCAUUGGGAACAUACUAUUCAGACUCACAAGCAAAUGUUGAUUUUACUAUUAGAAAAAAUAAUGACGCACCUAGAAAAACCUCUAUUACUCACCGACUUUCUGAUGGAUUCUUUAGACGUUGGCGGACCUAUUAGCCUCCUUGCUCUCCAAGGCAUAUUUACAAUGAUUCAGGUACACAAUUUGGACUAUCCUAAUAUAUUUACAAAAUUGUAUUCAAUGUUCGAACCAGAAAUUUUUCAUACCAAGUAUAAAGCUAGACUGUUCUAUUUAUCAGAUUUGUUUUUGAGUUCUACUCAUCUACCAGAGAAUUUAGUUGCCGCUUUUGCUAAAAGAAUGGCAAGAUUAGCGUUGAUAGCGCCUUCGGAGGAUAUUAUUAUAAUUUGUCAUUUCAUUGGGAAUCUCAUCCUUAGACACCCAGGUAUGAAAUGUUUAUUAAACAAUGUAGAACAUGAUACAGCAAAUACGGAUCCCUACAUAAUGGAAGAAAGAGAUCCAACCAAAUCCAACGCUAUCAAUAGUUCGUUAUGGGAAAUUAAAACAUUACAAAACCAUGUAUUGCCAAGUGUUUCUACAGCUGCCAAAUUCAUCAAUACCCCUCUACCAUCGGUCGAAUGGGAUCUAAGUAAAGUUUUGGAUAAAACUGGGGAUGAUAUGUUCGAUAAGGAAGUGAAAAAGUUCAGUAAAUUGAUAGUUUUACAAUUCGAGAAGCCAAACGGUGCUUCUAUAGGAAGAGGAGAGCGUAUCUUACAAUUUUGGGAAUUGUAAUAAAGUAGCGAUUCAUUUUCUUUUAAUUUACUUUAAUUUUUGCAAUGUUAUAAACCGAUAGAUACAAAUUAUAUUGUCACUUUCUAUAAUCUGUUCAAAUAGUUAAAAUAUUUUAUUUCUGUAUGUUUGUAAGUAUCGGCAAUGUUUCAAGAACACUUUGUAUGUGAAAUAUUAUGAAAUUGAUAAUAUAAUAAGAAAAAAAUCCACAUGCAAUAUCAUUAUCUCACAAUUAAUUAUUUUAUAUAAUAUUGUAGAUUAAAGUGUUCAAUACAGGGUGUUAUAAUUUAUACUAAAGGUUUCUUUAUCUGUUGACUAGAUAUAUUUUGUUAAACAUCUUGUAUAACACUCGUAGUUUUGUAUUUUGAUGUAUGUUGUUAUUUAAUUGAAAAAUGUUUUCUAUUACGAAAAGAAAAUAUUUGAACAUUGCAAAUUUUAAUUUAUUUAUUUGUAAUAUAUUUAAUGGUCCGAAAAACAUUGUUUAUAGUACAUUCCAGUUUUUAAAUAUUUUGCAUCACACAUUUUGUAGAUAAUUUUGUUUUGUUUUAAUUUUUCCAACAAUUAAAUGUACAGGGUAUACCACGAUGAGUUAACGAAAAGUAUUUUCGUUUGAAAUAUUUUUAGUUAGCUACGAUUUUUAAUUAUACAAAAUUCCAACAUUUUUUUUAUUAUUUUUCAUCAUAUUUUCAUAAUAUACAAUAAAUUUCAAUGCAACUAAAGUAAAUGUACUGAUAGUGGGAUGCUUCAGUCUUCAAAUGAACUUACCAACUUUGUUAUCACUUUAUUUAAAAAUUUCAAAACGUUAUUAUAAUAAUAAAAAAUUGAUUUUUAUAAAUAUAAAACUAAAAACACAUUUAUCCAUGAAAAAUUGAAAAUAUUGUUAUGUUACAAUUUUUCAACAACGGGAAGUCUUUUAUUGAAGAUGUAUGUUAUCCUCCUCUCCUGCUAAUCCUCUACAUGAGCAUUGGAGACCACACUUUGGAUUUGACUAAAAGGCACGAUGAACUCUUUUUCACUCUCUCCUGACUCGUACACGUCAUCUGAUGCUUCUAAAUACUCAAUUUCUUCAGUUGAUGUUUUUAAAUCCUUCUUUUCUCAUUUUCCUGCUUCUCCUGCUCUAUUCUCUCCUUUUUUCUACAAUAUUCUAUUACUUGAGGUGAAAUGUUCACUUGGUCUUAUAUUGAGUUUUAUUAUUAUUUAUUGGAUCAUCUGUAGAUGUUGAUGGUAUUGGAUCAUCCGUAGAUGUUGAUGGUAUUGGAGCAUCUGUAGAUGUUGAUGAUAUUGGAUCCUCUGUAGAUGUUAAUGGUACGAAAUCAUUUGUAAUUUUGGGGUAUAAUGCCACAAGCUCAAUUCCUUUCGAGAAAGAAGAUAACUGGUCUCUCAAUUUUGUUCUCUGUGAGCCAAGGAUCAAAAUAGUUAGCCAUAUAUUCAAAAAAAGUUUCCUGGGUCAUCUACCCGUUUUCGGAAUGACCCAUCGCCAAGUUGCUGCAUUGAAAGGGGAAUUCUACUGUAUCUAAAAACUAUCAUUGGAGACGCUAUUGCUCCAGCAGCAUUACCUGUUAAUAACACUGUUAGUUAUAAUUUCUCAUCUGCCUCAAUGCCUGUAUAUACAGUUUUUGAACCCAACAGGCUUAGGGUUAAUGAAGUAGUCUCAAACAAUUUGAAACCAACAGUACAUGUCUCUUUUCGGUAACUAAGCCUCAUGUCGAAGUCAGAUUUUGGCUUGUUUGGGAUAGUGUUUUAGGAAACCCUCAUACCAAUUCCUCCCAGGUACAAAAGUUACUAGUCAUUAGGGUUUUCUUGAAGGGUUUCUUCUGGAAAUCCCUUUUUGGGUUUUGUGGAGGGAAGUCCUCGAAAAUCCAAACUGUGGAUCUCAAACUUACCCCUUCAUUAACUGCAUUUAUCGGUUGGGAAAGGUUGAAACAAAUUCCUUCCAUCUAUCCAUCCAUUGUUUAGUUAUUGAGGCAAAUUGUGAUAUUUUUGUUGUGAACAAACAGAAAAUUUGCAAAAAAAUUGAAUAAUUGAAAAUUUUUAGGAGUAGGAUGUUCCGAAUCGAGUGACUGUAAAAACAGGAUGUAUCUUAAUUAGAAAGUUGGAAAGUAAUAAUUAUAUUGUGAAUUUUUGACAAAUUAUCGUAUACACAAAUUUUAAUUGAGCCAACUCAUCGUAAUACACCUUGUACGGUGGCGAACAAAUUUAGAAAUGUUUAACAAAGUUGUGUCUGUAAAAAAUUUCAUUUCUGAUUUGAUUUAAUCCGGUGCAAAGUUUCUGUGUGGGGGAGAACUGGGAAAAUUCAUAACAUUUGAGAAAAAUGUGAUAAAAAGUGUAUUAAAUAGACUGCUACUUCUAUUUCUAAUGAAACUAUUAUAGAUGUCAUUACAUUUCAAUUAAAACUGGAAUUGGUAAUAUUAUUCUGACGCUAGUUAACAAAUUUAUUCUAUUUUUUCUUUCGUAGUUUCUUUUCUAACUGAUUUGUUGUUGUAUUUAUUAUUAAUUUUCUUCUGCAUACUUCAUAUUUAAAAUAUUUUUAGUAUAAAGGGUCUAUUUUUCUUCUAUGUAUCUUAUUUUUUGCAUUUCAUGAUAUUCAAUCUUCUUCUCCAACUGUUAUACAAUUAUUCUUCGGUCUCCAUACCUACCUACCUUAAACAUUGUGAUCUUACUACUUUUGCUUGUGAAUGGCUGUCGUUGCAAGACCUCCUGAUUAUAUUCAUAGUUCCGUUUCACAGGUCUUAGUACAGUUUGGUUUAUAAUUUUUUGAUCCAAAUGUCUCGAAUAAAGUUCCUGAGAUUUUUAUAAUUAUUUCUUUAGUUUCGUUGUUUCUGGUAUUGACAUUUUUUCCUGUAAAUUGUUUUUUAUUUGAAUCAUAUUGUGAUCUUACUACUGUCAAUAGUGGAGGGUUGAAGUUUAGUUGCAAUACCUCCUAAUUUAUUCGUCUUUCCACUUCAUCCACUUUAUUUACAUGCAAGUUUUAGCAUCUCCUUUUUCAUAAUUCAUAAAUUCAGCUUCACACAGUUCCAUAGGUUCUAUUAGUUUGAAUUUUAAAUAUUACUGUCGUUUUCUUCAUUAUCUCUUCUCAUUAUUAAUUAUUUUGUUUUAAUUUGAAGAUUUGUGAUUGUCUUAAGAUUUCUUCAGUCUCUGGUUCUUCAUAGAACCACUAAAAUAGAAUGUGUCAUGUUAAUAACAAAUCUUACAACACAGAUACCACUCAGCUGCCAAUAUGUAGAAUGUAAUUUUCCCGGUUACACGAACAUUGGUUUCAAUUACACUUUGAUUAUUUGUACUUUUUUCUGUAACUGCAUUGCAAUUACACGGCUGUCAACUUUUAGAAUGCAAUUCUUCCUGAUUAUAAAAGGAAUUAUUCCAUUUACACUUAGGAUAUUUAGAUUUGUUUUAUUGGCUGUAAUUGUCACUACAAAAUGUCAAAAUUUGAAUUAUUUGACUAUUUGUAUUUCAUCAAGAUAUAAUUUUAAAACUUUUAUAGUGUAGUAGAAAGUUAGAGAGUAGAUAAUUGUAAAUUUGCUCUUAUUUUAAAAAUAAUGUGAUUUUUUCAAAUUUUUUUUAAAUAAACAUGUUUAUUAACAAACAGUAACCCCUAAUGCAAUUAUCGAGUAUCUAAUUAU